UGCUCACAACUGUACUCAAACUCAAAUUGAACGUACAAAAAUUGUUUGCGACAACAGUGUUUAAGAUAAAUUUAUGCAGUAUAUCAUUCUGAUUUUACAAAUUCGUGUUAAAAUAAGUACUCAAUUAUGAGUUCGGAUGAGACAAAGAUGGAGGCUGCCUACGAGCAAUUGAUGGAGGAGAACAUCAGGGGUCAAUUGGAGAAAAAUGGAACCAUGGCGUUACUUCGCAGUGAACUUCACGUAAAGGUCCUCAAAAUGAUGCGGGGUCAGCCGGAUAUAACCAGAGCUCAACUCCUGAUAGGAGGAUCCACUAAAUCACCCGAGAAUCGGAGCUUGACCAAGCUAAUCAACAAUCUGGUGAAGGAGUUCCUUCAUUGGUUUGGCUAUAAACACACCCUGGAAACAUUUUGCAUGGAGACGGAUGAGAAUAUGGCCAAUCGCACUGAAAUGGAGAAGAUGCUUUCCUUCACACCCGAUUCAAAGGAUAUUCCCCUUCUGGCUCAGCUAAUAAUGCGCGAAUCAGAGUUCAAUCCGGAUAAAGUUUCUGCCAAUCGGAUUGUCCAACUGCCAGAUCCUCUGAGUUCCAUGGCAAAACGUUGUAGUAAAUUAAAGGAGGAGAUUGAAGCUCUAAGAACCCAAAGGGAAACAAAGGUGCAGAAACUGGUUCAAUACAAUCGAAAACUCAUAAAGAAUAAUCCAUACGGGAAUCAAUCUACACCGAAAAAGGCUCAAAACACACCUUGUUCGUUAAAGAAAGAGAAUUCCAAGGUUUGCAUAGAUAGCUCUGAAUCUGAUAUUCUGGAAUCGGAUUAUAGCGAAGAUGAUUCGGAGGAUAGUGAUGCCUACAAGGACAUACCCGAUAGGCAUGUCUAUAUCGAGGAUCUGCCGCCAGAAGGAAAAUAUGCCCCUGGCCAUGGAGAAGAAGGUCCAUACGAAGCCAAACAAAACAAGGCCAGAAGUGUUUUUCUAAAUAAUAAAUAUAAACAAGAACAUAGUGCCGAUAAUAUCCCAAGUUCGUCCAAGAAACAGAUAUCAUCAAAUAGUUCCAGAUACCAAACUCCUAAUUCUGACGACUGCGAUUCGGAGGAUAAGGAUUUGCUCCGCAGAAAAGAUAAAGUUUUGAGAAAGAAGAAACCCUUUAACUGGAAGUCCCCGAAAAAAUUCCCGUCUCGUGAAGAAAAUGGUCUAAAAUCUGAUGAUGAAUCAGUUCUCGCUGUCACAAAACCCGAAUGCCCAGAUACUCACAUAGGAAAAAUGGAAUUCGACAGUCAAGAGACCUCGGAUGAUGAUUGAUUGAAACUUUAAAAAAUUUUAAUUCAGAUUGGUUGUAAAUUCAUGGUCUUCUAAAAUAUUUAGAAAGCAAUGUGCAUAAAUGUGUUUUACGAUCUGAGAUUUCUUAUAAAAGUUUAUUCAAUAUUAGCUUAA
Molecule: messenger RNA, 1425 nt
Organism: Drosophila ficusphila
Lineage: Eukaryota; Metazoa; Arthropoda; Insecta; Diptera; Drosophilidae
Exons: 1
Coding region: 127-1293 (388 amino acids)
Molecular function (GO): protein binding
Source: RefSeq, a predicted model, not a curated record